Messenger RNA from Zophobas morio, 1336 nucleotides. Its product is annotated as phosphatidate cytidylyltransferase 1-like. Gene Ontology annotation, molecular function: phosphatidate cytidylyltransferase activity. The transcript is spliced from 12 exons. Gene Ontology annotation, cellular component: endoplasmic reticulum membrane. Bases 73 to 1329 code for a protein of 418 amino acids. The record is from RefSeq and is a predicted model, not a curated record. Lineage: Eukaryota; Metazoa; Arthropoda; Insecta; Coleoptera; Tenebrionidae.
AAGGCUAGCCGUAAAACCGGCUAUUGUACAGCUCUCGUCUUUGAUUUAUGUUUAUCAUUGCUUGCUUUAUCUAUGGCAAUGAAAGUUGUUACGGGAACCAAAAAUUCUAUUGAAAGAGGUUUUCUAAAAGAAAAUUCAAAGAAAACCAGCUCCUCGCCUAAUUCUCAACUACUGGUUAAUCAACCCUCCUACACCAAGUGGAAAAGCUGGUGGACUAGAGUGUCCUGGUCGUUAGUAAUGAUUCUCGGUUUUUCUGGCGUCAUAUUAAGUGGACACUUCUACGUCAUUAUGCUUGUGAUCAUAAUUCAGUUUGCUUGUUUUAAAGAAAUAAUUACUAUUGCAUUCUUAAAUUCCUCUCUUCUACGGCAUCGUGACGGCACUCAAAAGAAAUUUGUCAGUCAAACCUUUCCUAAACUUCCUUUAUUUCGUUCUUUGAAUUGGUAUUUUUUGUUCUGCGCCAACUACUUUAUAUAUGCUCAAAAAAUAACGCGUCUUUUGCUAAAGUUUAUUCCUUUCUUCGACAAUUUUUAUUAUUUCGAUCGAGAUCAUCUUUUGGGGAAUUUGAGCGCUCAUCACAACUUUGUAUCCUUUUUACUAUACUUGUCAGGGUUUAUAGUAUUUGUGUUAACGCUGAAGAAGGGGUUCUAUCGAUUCCAAAUUAGUCAGUUCGGCCUUAUAUGGUUUUUACUGCCUGUUUCUAUGAUAAUUUGUAACGACUGCUCCGCGUAUUUGUGUGGUUUCUUUUUUGGCCGCACACCACUGAUUUCUCUUUCCCCUAAAAAAACUUGGGAGGGGUUUAUAGGCGCUUUUCUCGCGACAAUGCUGUUUGGGCUUGCAAUGUCUCGUUUUCUUUCUGGCUUUGAAUACAUGAUCUGUCCCAUUGAAGGAUUGCUUUAUACACCCACUAUUAACAAACUGACAUGUAGCACCCAUCCCGUUUUUGUGCCUUGGACAAUUACAUUACCUAUGUUUAGUGGUUUGAGUUUUUCUUUGAGGCCUAUCCAGCUUCAUGGGUUGGCUAUGGCCGCAUUCGGCUCUGUGAUCGCCCCUUUUGGUGGAUUUUUUGCCAGUGGUUUUAAGCGUGCCUUUGGCUUGAAGGACUUCGGAGACCUAAUUCCCGGGCAUGGAGGUGUUAUGGACCGCUUCGAUUGCCAGUUGCUUAUGCUAACUUUUGUUAAUGUAUAUUAUAGCUCUUUUAUCGCCACUGGUUACAGCGCAUACUCUUUUAGUAAAAUUGUGGAUACAGUGGCUGCCAUGUCGGUAUCGAGACAAAGGCAGCUUUACAAACUCCUUGACGAAUCCCUUAAAAUGCAAGGAUAUACAUGGUGACCUGAUA